Molecule: messenger RNA, 345 nt
Organism: Sabethes cyaneus
Lineage: Eukaryota; Metazoa; Arthropoda; Insecta; Diptera; Culicidae
Exons: 2
Coding region: 1-345 (114 amino acids)
Source: RefSeq, a predicted model, not a curated record
AUGGACUUCAAAUGUCCACUCUGUGAUAUGCCGAUUCCAACGCUGGAGAAACUAAAACAGCACAUCAAAAACACACACAGCGCGUACUUUUGCGACACAUACCUUUUCCCGUCGGAAAUGCUCUUUCCCGGUAUUUCCUCCAGUGUUGCGCCAAACAAUGUGGAUGGAGUGAUCACCCAUGAACCGAUUUCGACACCGGAAGUGGCCAUCGAACAGAUCGAGGAACCAUGCUGUGUUUGCUGCGAGUAUGGUGGCCCCGAAGGUGAAGGAGAUGAGUGCGGUUUGUGUGAUUGCAAUUGCGAAGACGACACUGGAGCCGAGUGUGACGACUGCUUGGUGAUGUAA